Messenger RNA from Pecten maximus, 2420 nucleotides. RefSeq lists its product as uncharacterized. Gene Ontology annotation, molecular function: DNA binding. Lineage: Eukaryota; Metazoa; Mollusca; Bivalvia; Pectinida; Pectinidae. Gene Ontology annotation, cellular component: nucleus. The record is from RefSeq and is a predicted model, not a curated record.
AGUGCUGACAGGUGAAAAAUAGAUUUAAAUAAAUUGAAUAUUGAAUACCUCAAGAAUAUGUCCUUUCUUAUUAUUUACAGAAAAUGUCUAAACAAAUAGGUGCAAAGAAAAAGCGGGUACAGUACUCGACAGAAAAUAUGGCUGCAGCUAUCAAUGUAGUUCGCAGUGGCAGUAUGUCAAAAAAACAAGCUUCGCGGGUAUAUCAAGUACCACGAACAACUUUAAAUGAUAAAUUAUCUGGCCGUGUACCAGAAAACCCCACACCUCCAGGUCCAUCUCCUGUUCUAACAAAACAGGAAGAAUCUGUGCUGGUCAAUUACAUUGAUCUUAUGCAUGACAUUGGCUAUCCAUUGACCAAAACAGAGUUCCUCCUCGAAGUUAAGCGUAUUAUGGAUAUUGAUGGACGCCCCAAUCCAUUCCCCAAUAACCUGCCAGGAAAAGACUGGUAUUCAGCUUUCCGUAAAAGAAAUCCCUCCAUAACAACAAGGGUUCCGCAGUCUUUAGGACAUGAGAGGGCAGCGAUUACAGAAGGGAUGAUAACAAACUGGUAUAAAAAACUUUAUGAGUUUCUUUCACAGGAGGUACCAGAUUAUGAAGAUUUAGUCAAAGAUCCUCGGCGGAUUUUUAAUGCGGAUGAAAGUGGAUUUCCACUGUGUGUGAAGUCCGACAAAGUCCUGGCCCCUGUAGGUUCGAAACAUAUCUACCAAGUUGUUGUAAGUGAUAAAACUCAAAUUACUGUUAUGGCCUGUAUGAAUGCCGUUGGCAACUAUAUGCCACCUAUGAUACUGUAUCCAGGAGAACGCUUCAGAGACGUUGGUAUUGCGAAAUUCCCAGAGGCAAUUUUUGCACACACACCAAAUGGAUGGAUGGAUACUGAUUGUUUUGUGGAAUUUUUAAAACAUUUAAAACAAUUUGUUUCUAAAUCGAACAUAGCUUCACCCAUACUUUUGAUUGUUGAUGGCCACUCUACACACAUUUCCCUGGCAGCUUCAAAAUUCUGCAGGGAGAAUGGAAUUGUGUUGUACUGUCUUUUGCCAAAUGCCACCCAUAUCCUACAAGCUUGCGAUGUAGGGCUGUUCUCGCCGAUGAAGGCUGCUUGGACAAAGCAUGUUAAACAGUGGCAAAUGCAACACAUAGGAGAAGUCCUGACCAAAAGAAUGUUUCCGGAAGUCUUUCGGGGUACUUGGUACCAAGUUGCAACAUUUGCUAAUGCAUGGAAGGGGUUUCAGAAAUCAGGCCUUUUCCCUUUAUCAAGUGAUGGUAUUGACAGAACAAAGCUGGCUCCUUCAAAGUGUUUUAGCGGAGAAGAAGCAACUACACAAGACAUGGAGGAGACCAACUCAACCAUGGAUCCUUCCGGAGAUGCCUCCAUUGUUCCAGCCAAUCAGUCAGUGGAAACAGUUACCUUUUCUGCUCCCACUGAUCCUUCCGUGGAAAUCUCAUCUGCUCCCGUCAAAUCCUCCGGAGAAACCUCAUCUACUCCUGUCAAAUCUUCCAGAGAAACCCCAUCUGCCCCUACUUCCAAUCCUUCCAGGGAAAUAUCAUUUGCUCCGACCCUUCCUUUCGUGGAAACCUCUGCUGCUCCUUCCAGGGAAACCUCAUCAGCUUACUUAACAGCUCCUUCCGUAGAAAAUUCAUCUACUACUUCCACCCAUCAUUUCAAGGAAAUCUCCUCAGUCCCCACCAUAGAGUCUGUGUCCAUUAACUCCCAAAAUUCAGAAGUGUUUACAUGCAGUGACCCGAGUCCCAUGAACCUUUAUCCUACAGUCGCUAUCCUUCAACCUCCUCAAACCCAAGUGUCUGCAGCAAAUGUCUCGUCUGCAUUUGAUCACCUUAGAGUUCCUGAAAUAAAAAAGAAAGUGAAAAGGAACAAUAAUAUUAGAGAAAAACUUCCAAAAGCCUUAUCAGGUGUAGAGGCUAUUGCCCUCUUAGAGGAGCGAGAAAAGAAAAGAAUUGAAAAUGAGGAGCUAAAAAUAGUACGAAAAGAGGAGAGAGAAAAGAAGAAAUUAGAGAGAGAGAAUGAGAGGCAGAGAAAGAAGGAAGAGAGGGAAAGAAAAAGGCAAGAAAGAGCUGAUCAGAAGAUCAAGAAAAUGGAAGAGCGAAAGAGAACAAAAAAGAGGUCUAGAGACAGUAGUGAGAGUGACUAUGAAGGAAGUGAGAAGGAAAACAUUCCUUUUAUGGACACCAGUUCGGAAGACAAUGGUAUUUGUUUUAUGUGUGGAAAAAUGGGUGGUCGUGCGAAUGAAUGGGUGGGGUGUGAAAAAUGUCCGAACUGGUGCCAUAUCAAAUGCACUGGUGAAGAAAGAUUAAUUAAUAUUUCAUCUCUUCAGGAAAUUCAGAAGUUCCCAUUUGUUUGCCAAGAAUGUUUUAAGGAAUACGUGUUUGGAUAUCUUGGCAAUGUAUUGCCUUGUGUAGAAUAA